Messenger RNA from Cucurbita moschata (crookneck pumpkin), 3790 nucleotides. RefSeq names its product auxin response factor 5-like. NCBI's taxonomy places the organism in Eukaryota, Viridiplantae, Streptophyta, Magnoliopsida, Cucurbitales, Cucurbitaceae. Gene Ontology annotation, molecular function: protein binding; DNA binding. The coding region runs from base 748 to 3561 and encodes 937 amino acids. The transcript is spliced from 14 exons. Gene Ontology annotation, cellular component: nucleus. The record is from RefSeq and is a predicted model, not a curated record. Gene Ontology annotation, biological process: response to hormone; regulation of DNA-templated transcription.
GGAGGGUUGGAACCGAGGAGGAAGACGAAGAUCCAAAGGGUUUUUCAAAUCCUGGCAAUCCACGUGGCUAAAGUGCGCCUCUCUUACAUUCCUCCUCUCCACCAAUCAGAUUCUCGUUUUUUUCCCAAGGACAAUCUUCCUUCCCAAUACCCUUUCUCUACUGUUUUCGUGUUCUCAUAGCCUUUCUCUGUUUUCUCUUUAUUUUUUCCUUCUUUUUUCCCCUUUUCAUUUGCUUCUCAUCACAGUUUAAAGCUGCAAGGGAAUGCCCUUUUACGGGUGUGAGCCCAGGAUUAGGAUUUCAACCCAUUUACUCUAAAUAAAAGUUGUUAAGUUCUGGGUUAAUUUAAUAGCCCAUGAAUUCUUAGUUCCUACUGUGAACUGUGGGGAAGAGGAAGCAGAGGUUUCCAUCGAGAGGUCGGUGUCUGCUCAACGUAAAAACAAGCACACCCAGUUGAUAAUACGCCUCAAUCCAUGCUCUUCGAUUCCCGUGCUUUUGAUUCCAACACACCCCUUUCAGCUCUACAAGCCCCCACCUACCAGAUUUUGCAGACUCUUACCAUUUUUCAGUUUUUGUUCCUUCCCUCUUCUUGCUUUUUUGACUCAUGCCUUCUCUCUUGUUUUCUUCUUCUUCUUCUCUAUCACUGUCCUAGUCAUGGACUCCACCAAUAAGCGCCACCCUCAAUUCUUCACAUUUCUUCCAUCUUCUCUUUACUGAGGAUGUGAACAAUCCACGCUUCGUUCUUCUUUAUGGGCUCUGUGGAUGAGAAGCUCAAAACAAUAGGGGGGUUCAUUAGUAACGCCCCACAGCCUAACCUUCUCGACGACAUGAAAUUGUUGAAGGAAAUGCAAGAUCAAACUGGGGCCCGGAAGGCUAUAAACUCCGAGCUAUGGCACGCUUGUGCUGGUCCGCUUGUUUCCUUGCCCCAUAUGGGCAGUCUUGUUUAUUACUUUCCUCAGGGACAUAGUGAACAGGUGGCAGUUUCUACCAAGAGAACAGCAACCUCACAGAUUCCAAAUUAUCCUAAUCUUCCCUCUCAGUUGAUGUGCCAAGUUCAUAAUGUUACCUUACAUGCCGAUAAAGAUUCAGAUGAAAUCUAUGCUCAGAUGAGUCUUCAACCGGUGAACUCCGAAAAAGAUGUCUUCAUAGUUCCGGACUUUGGACUACGGCCAAGUAAACAUCCAAACGAGUUCUUCUGUAAAACUUUGACUGCCAGUGACACCAGCACUCAUGGUGGGUUUUCAGUGCCACGCAGAGCUGCUGAAAAGCUCUUUCCUCCAUUGGAUUACACAAUGCAACCACCAACUCAAGAGCUCGUUGUCCGUGAUUUGCACGACAAUACCUGGACUUUUCGCCACAUAUAUCGGGGGCAGCCGAAGCGACACCUUCUCACAACCGGAUGGAGUCUAUUCGUCGGGGCCAAGAGGCUUAGAGCUGGCGAUUCUGUCCUUUUUAUCAGGGAUGAAAAGUCACAGUUGCUCGUUGGAGUGAGGCGUGCUAACCGGCAACAAUCAACGUUGCCAUCAUCGGUUCUAUCUGCUGAUAGUAUGCACAUAGGGGUUCUUGCUGCUGCAGCUCAUGCUGCUGCUAAUCGGAGUCCAUUCACAAUCUUCUACAACCCCAGAGCAUGUCCUUCAGAGUUUGUUAUUCCCUUAGCCAAGUAUCGCAAAUGUGUAUACGGAACUCAGCUUUCUGCAGGCAUGAGGUUUGGGAUGAUGUUUGAAACAGAAGAGUCCGGUAAACGCCGAUACAUGGGAACAAUUGUUGGAAUUAGCGACUUAGAUCCACUUAGGUGGCCAGGUUCCAAGUGGCGAAAUCUCCAGGUGGAGUGGGAUGAGCCAGGGUGCUGCGACAAGCAGAACAGGGUUAGUUCAUGGGACAUAGAAACCCCAGAAAGUCUCUUCAUUUUUCCUUCUCUGACUUCGGGUCUUAAACGCCCAUUACACGGUGGGUUCUUGGCAGGAGAAACUGAUUGGGGAAGUCUGGUGAAGAGACCAAUGCUUCGUGUUCCUGAAAAUGUUUCAUAUGCGCCAACUUUAUGCUCCGAACCACUGAUGAAGAUGCUACUGAGGCCUCAACUGGUUAACCUUCACGGCACCACUUUACAGCAGGACAUGAUGGGGGGUAUGCAGCCAGUAACCAAUCCCAAAAUGCAGCAGCAGCAGGUUACAUCGUCGUCUCCUCAGCAUCAAAAUCAUCAUCAGCCAGCUCCUUCGCCGUCUACUGAUCCCAUUAUCUCAAAUUCAUCACCUAAAGCAAAUGAACCAGGAAAAGUACAGGAUUCGGCGGCCAUUGAAAGUGAAGCUCCUACUGGAGCUGAGGCAGAUAAGUCGAAAUAUGAACGUGAAGUUUCAACCUGUCAGUCUAAUCCAUUGCCGCCGGUUGAAUGUGGGGAGGAUAAACUCACUGGUAAUGAAGUGAAUAUGCAGACGCUUGUAAACCAGCUUUCAUUUGUGAACCAGAAUCAGAUCCCCAUGCAGUUGCAAUCCGUAUCAUCCUGGCCCAUGCAGCCUCAGCUGGAAUCACUAAUCCAACAUCCCCAACCAAUUGACACGCCUCAGCCUGAAUUUCCCAAUUCAAAUGGUUUGAUUUCAUCCAUGGAUGGCGAUGGAUGCUUGAUUAACCCUACUUGUCUACCUCUUUCUGGUGUAAUGAGAUCACCAGGGAAUCUCUCUAUGUUGGGAUUGCAAGAAUCCUCAACAGUGUUCUCUGAGGCUCUUAAUUUUCCUAUACCCUCUACAGGUCAAGAGAUGUGGGACCCACUUAGUAAUAUAAGGUUCUCUUCUCAAACCAAUCAUCUCGUCUCGUUCUCCCAUCCUGAUGCAUCUAACCUGAUCUGUAUGGCUAAUGCGAAUGUUACGAGAGAUGUUUCCGAUGAGAGCAACAACCAGAGUGGGAUAUAUGGUUGUUCUAACCUUGAAAUCAGUAAUGGUGGAAAUACUUUGGUUGAUCCUGCUGUUUCGAGUACCAUUCUUGAUGAUUAUUGCACACUCAAAGAUGCUGACUUCCCACAUCCUUCAGAUUGCUUGGCUGGGAACUUCAGUUCGAGCCAAGAUGUUCAGUCUCAGAUCACCUCUGCUAGUUUGGGAGAUUCUCAGGCUUUCUCCAGGCAAGAGUUCCAUGAUAAUUCAGGUGGUACAUCCUCUUGCAAUGUGGAUUUUGAUGAAGGCAAUCUUCUGCAGAAUGGCUCGUGGAAACAAGUGGUACCGCCCAUGAGAACUUACACCAAGGUCCAGAAGGCGGGAUCAGUUGGUAGGUCUAUUGAUGUGACAAGUUUUAAGAACUACGAAGAACUGUGCUCUGCUAUAGAGUGUAUGUUUGGACUUGAAGGGUUGCUUAAUGACCCAAGAGGCUCAGGAUGGAAACUGGUUUAUGUGGAUUAUGAGAACGACGUGCUGCUUAUUGGCGAUGAUCCCUGGGAGGAAUUUGUUAGCUGCGUACGGUGCAUCAGAAUCUUGUCACCUUCAGAAGUUCAGCAAAUGAGUGAAGAGGGAAUGAAGCUUCUCAACAGUGCUAUGAUGCAAGGCAUGAAUUGCUCCAUAUCAGAAGGUGGCCGAGCUUAAAACUUGGUUUGGUUGAACCAGAAGAAGGUCGAUUCUUCUGCUUUGUUAGUUUAGAAUCAAGUUUAAAGCUAAAGCAGUAAGGAGAAUUGUUAGCAUAAAGCCAUCACCUUGUUGCAAGUGUGAUUGUUAGUUGCCUAUAUUUAUCAGUAAGGGACAUUUGCCAAGCGCUCUAGUUGAAGUAGAUUCAGUUCCUGCGAAAUUGUACUCUUUCUGAAUUCAGUAGACCAAA